Molecule: messenger RNA, 863 nt
Organism: Zingiber officinale
Lineage: Eukaryota; Viridiplantae; Streptophyta; Magnoliopsida; Zingiberales; Zingiberaceae
Exons: 1
Coding region: 108-683 (191 amino acids)
Source: RefSeq, a predicted model, not a curated record
CCUUUAUUAGUUUAUUAUCAAAUUCAGGGCAUUUAGAAGGCGACGCUGCUACUGCGUUCAGUUCAUUCUCCACCACCUCGCUCUGUUUUGCUCUCCCACUCCCAGAGAUGCUCUCCGGCGGCGGCUCAGAUCUCCCCGCUUCACGCCUCCAAAUCAAGAUCCAUGACGACGAUCUCUGCUCCAGGCUCCUCUCCAAGCACGACUCGGCCGGAAACCCUUCCUUCCGAGUUCUUUACUACGGCGUCGCCUCCGGGGCCGUCCCCUUCCUAUGGGAGUCCCAGCCCGGAACCCCCAAGCACACCAGCUCCGCCGCCGCCCUCCCUCCCCUCACUCCUCCCCCUUCCUACUUCAACCGCACCGGGAGCAAGCUCGUCGAUGAGAAGCCGUCCAAGUCCAGAUUCAUCCACGCCGUACUCCCCAAGCUCAGCUUCCGUAAGGCCCACAUUUCUCCUUCCUCCUCCCUAUCCUCCUCCGCAUCUUCCUCCUCGCAUUCCUCCGCCGGACGCUCUAGCAAUCCUAUGACGCCGUCCUAUUUCUCUCACCCGGACUCCGACGACGAGUACGGCGUGCCGCCCUCCUCGAACCUGUGCUUCUCCAUCGGCGGGCGCCGCCCCGACGUCCCGGUGAAGAAUGCCUUGCUCGCGAUGGUCAGACGUGGAUCUACUCGCGGCGGUGUCCACUAGAGUUGGCGAUCGGAGAUCAACAGCUUGUGAUCUCCGCUAAGCGCUUACAAGAUUUGGGGGAAAAGGCAUCUCUUGGCUCUCAUCUGCCAAAGAAGAGAAAUUGUGAGUGUAAUAGUAACGAUGGCGUGUUUGUGAAAGUAUUUAAGAAUAAAAUCAGAUUUUGUUGGUCUGCGUUUCAUA